AUGGCUAGUUCUUACACAGUUGCAAGUUCAUCAAAUGGAUUCAAAUUGAAUUCGAUGAAUUUACGUGAUGCAGAUUCAGGAAAAUUGCUUUGGCAAUCUGACGAUGAUCUAUCGAAACCGGGCACUGAACAUGAAGCACGAGUACCUAAAUCAAUACUUCGAUGUCGCGCGGUGUCACGAGAAAUCAAUUUUUCAUCCAAAAAUGCAAUGAAAGAUUUCCGUUUAGAACAACGUGUCUAUUUCAAACAUGUUAUUAUCGAAGAAUGGGCAUUUUCCUUCGGAUUUGUCAUACCUGAAUCGACAAACACUUGGCAAUCGUUAAUUGAAGGAGCAGAGAAUAAUAUGAUACCAGCUAAUCUACUCAAUGGAAAUGUGGUGAUCGAAACAAAAUUCUACGAUGGAGAUGCGGAAAUACAAUCAUCACGUGUUCGUCUAUUAUACGUUUAA
This is a messenger RNA of Adineta ricciae, 447 nucleotides long. The record is from the annotation of a GenBank genome assembly. NCBI's taxonomy places the organism in Eukaryota, Metazoa, Rotifera, Eurotatoria, Adinetida, Adinetidae.